Schizophyllum commune H4-8 is the source of this 788-nucleotide messenger RNA. RefSeq lists its product as uncharacterized. The transcript is spliced from 2 exons. NCBI's taxonomy places the organism in Eukaryota, Fungi, Basidiomycota, Agaricomycetes, Agaricales, Schizophyllaceae. The record is from RefSeq and is a predicted model, not a curated record. The coding region runs from base 86 to 289 and encodes 67 amino acids.
GUCACUCGUCGCUCCACCGCCCGCCACCCACACCACCGCGCUCGUCGCCCGCUGCAGCCUCUCCGACCGCGACUCUCGAUAUCCAAUGGCAACCGCAGCUAUCCAGACACGCAUCGGGUCCGCGACCCCCAUCUGGGACAAGAACCGGGCUUGGAGGGUGGGGGAGCACUGCUCACUCUGGGUCAAUGGGGGCGUCGACGUCUACGCAUGCAUCGUUGCCCACGUCUCGUCCACCGCCACACAGCCCCGACCAGGGUCGCCCUACUGGCAGUUCAUCGGGAGGAGAUAGGCGACGGGCCGCCUGGUGCCCCCGUCCGCCGUCCCCCCCGGGUCGACGGACGCCGAUCUCUCGCGCAGACGCGCUGUCCCCCACAAUAGCGCACGCGCACACGCACACGCAUCGCAUGGAUCCGUAUUUAUGCACACUUGCCGCCGCACCACCAUCCACUUCGCGACUGUCGUACACGGCAGCGCUCGAAGGCGCGCCACGACGACGCGGCGGAGGGAGAAGACGAAGAGGAGGAGAGGAGAGAGGGGGGACCCCGAUGCAUGUUGUUCUUGGGCCGCCACCGGCAAUGGGGGAGGAGGGGAUCUGACAUGCGCGUUUUCUUUUGGUCUCUUGUGUUCUUCGCUAUGGGUUCUGCUCGAGUCUCUGCUUUCCCUGCGCGUCCUUUAGAUGUAUAUUCACUUUAGUUGCCUAACUUAUUCGCCUCCGCCUUCUCCAUCACUGCCCCCGACAUGUACUUGUAGCACGCACACUCGAAUCACAGAUAUCGCUCUAUUAUCGC